Molecule: messenger RNA, 1856 nt
Organism: Rotaria sp. Silwood2
Lineage: Eukaryota; Metazoa; Rotifera; Eurotatoria; Philodinida; Philodinidae
Source: the annotation of a GenBank genome assembly
GGAGAAAAUUGCUUUGCAAAUCCCCCAAAAUCGGAGAAAGUACCAGCCAAAAUUUUCUGGAGCAGGAGGGGGUGACCCUCCUAUCCCCCCCCCCCCCGGUCGCGCCGUCCCUGAAUAUGCUUUAUUCAAAUAUAAAAUUAGAUUUCCUUGACGCUAUUUUCAAGUUCAAGGAAAUAGAUGCUUAUCGACAUUCGUUAAUUGUUGCCUGGCCAUCAAAUGGUAGGACUACUAUCAUAUAUUCGUUAUUUGUAUAUCAGAAAGAUGUUCGUUUUGCUUGAAAGUCAUAACAUCACCUAAAUUCAAUAUUUGAGCUACAAAAUUUGAAAUAGAAGCGAAGUCGAUUUUUGAACAAAGAACUCAAAUAGAUGACAAAUUUUGUGACAAAAUGAGAUGUUCGCUAGUUCUACACGUCAUUUCAUUACAGAGAAAUAUAUUAUGCCUCUGAGAACAAGUAAGAGUCAAUCUUGAUUUAGACUUUUCCUGUCUUUGUAAAGCCUUAAGGAGACGUAAAUCUAGCCUUCAAAAUACAUUAGUUUAUACGAUGAAUAAACCUUAAUAUUCAAGAAAAACCUGUAAUGUUCAACCUAACUAACUGGUAGAUAUUUUAGAGAGAUCCGACAACUUCUAAGAAUGACUCCAAUGCAGAUUUAUAAAUGCUGUCCAAAACUAGCAAAAGUUUCGUUUUAUCACAAAUAAUGUCGUCUGUUUAAGUUUGUUGUCGGAAAAACUAACUUCGCCUAUAUUUCAAAUUAUACAGUCAAAAUAUUGAGCAUACGAGGGUAUCUCUAGACGCUUUUCCAUGGAUAGUGCAUACAACAUGAAGUUUUGGAAAUCUUCGUAUCUCCUAGAAAUUUUGUUCAAAAUUUUUGAAUCUUUUUAUGAAAAUUAGUCUAGUUGAGUUCUUUAUUACACAAAUUUUGAAAUAAAAAAACUCGAAAAUACGAGUUUUCAGAAAACUUGUGAUCUCUAGAAAACAGGCAUAAUAACAGUUCGAUAGUUUACUCAAAUGUCCAUACGAAGAGCUUUUAUUAGAACACUACUUAACAUCUAUUGGCAAAAAAAACCAUUGGAAUAGAAAGAGGCCAUAUGACGACAUUUCCUUAUUAGUUGAUGUUUUUAAGUGAUUUUUGACUUGAUCAAUAAAAACUUAUUUUUAAUUGAAUUAUUUUUAUGAAGGUGUUCAGAAGGAAUAUCUCUUUCUGUCUGUUUUGACUUUCAAGCGAAAUAAACAUCCACAAAUAACGAAAAUAUGAUAGUGGUCUUAUGUUCUUUUUUCUUAUCCAAGCAAAAAUCAAAGAAUUUUAAUAAACAUAUACCGGUCUAAAAGUCAAGAUUGAUCGAGAGUGAACAAACAAGGUCAUUCAAACACACAUAGUCCUAUAACUUUGAUCAAUAGUUGUGUAUAAAAAGAACCAAUGAAGAUUUAAUUUUCAUUUUUUUGUUAUUUUUAGCUUAGUCAAGGCGAAUAUAUCGCACCGGAAAAGAUCGAAGAUGCAUAUUCACGUAGUCAAUUUGUAUAUCAAGUAUUUGUUUAUGGUGAUUCAUAUAAAAAUUUUCCUGUUGCUAUAGUUGUAUUAAAUGAAGAUUAUGUCAAAAAAUGGAUUGCAAAAGAUGAUAGUAAUUCUCAAUAUAAUACCGAAGAAAAAUUAAAAGAAAUCGUACUUAAUGACAUGAUACGAGAAGGAAAAAAACGUGGUUUAAUACCAUAUGAACAAGUUAAAGCUAUUGAAUUGAUAAAAGAACCAUUUACAAUUGAAAAUGGACUUUUAACACCAACAUUUAAAUCACGACGAUUUGCCGUAGAAAAAAAAUAUAAAGAUUUUUUUAUAACGUUAUAUAAAAAAAUCGAUGGUUAA